Linum trigynum is the source of this 2280-nucleotide messenger RNA. The record is from the annotation of a GenBank genome assembly. Lineage: Eukaryota; Viridiplantae; Streptophyta; Magnoliopsida; Malpighiales; Linaceae.
AUGGAAGAGCGCACCGCCGGCCGCCGCCGCACUCCCGCCGCCACCCUCCACACGGUCAGGCCAUGGCCCACCACCACCUUCAACCGCAUCUUCGCGCCAAUCAAUCUCCUCGCCGUCCUGGCCCUCCUCUACCACCGCGCCACACAGCUCUUCCUCCCUCCUCCGACCGCCACGUCAUCACCACCUCCCAGCUUCGCCAUAACCCUCGCUCUGCUCGUCGCCGACCUCGUCCUCGCCUUCAUGUGGGCCACCCACCAGGCCUUGCGGAUGAACCCAAUACGGCGCCGCGAGAAGCUGGACAAGCUGCAAAACGACGUCGUCAUGGGGAGUGAGUUGCCCGGGCUGGACGUGUUCAUAUGCACGGCGGACCCGUACAAGGAGCCGCCGAUCCGGGUGGUCAACACGGCGCUGUCGGUGAUGGCCUACGACUACCCCAGGGACAAGCUGUCGGUCUAUUUGUCGGACGACGGCGGGUCGGCGUUGACCCUGUUUGCGUUCAUGGAGGCGGCCAAGUUUGCGAGGCGGUGGCUGCCGUUCUGCGACAGGAAUAAAGUGGUGGAGCGGAAUCCGGCGGUCUUUUUUGGAUCGGGUAGUCGGUGUUCCGAUGUGGCAGGUGAGGUCGAGGAGAUUCAGAACAUGUACGAGAGCAUGAAGGUGAAGGUGGAACGUGUUUUGGAAAGUGGGAAGGUGGAUGAGCAGUGUCUCGACAGCCCUCAAGACAGGGAAGCUUUCGACCAAUGGAAGUCCCACGAUUUCACAAAGCAACACCAUCCCGCCGUUAUUCAGGUCUUGGUGGAGAGCAAAGCAGACAAGGAUGGCGAUGGACGAACGAUGCCAAACCUCAUCUACGUUUCCAGGGAGAAAAGCAACACUUCUACACAUCACUUCAAAGCUGGCGCCCUCAACGUUUUGCUCCGGGUGUCAGCUACGAUGAGCAACGGCCCAAUAGUGCUGGCCGUGGACUGCGACAUGUACUCCAACGACCCCAAAACGCCUCUCCGUGCGAUGUGCUACUUCUGCGAUCCUAAUCUCGGCCCAGAAAACUCGGCUUACGUUCAGUUCCCACAGAAGUACCAUGGAAUCAACAAGAACGACAUCUACGCCGGGGAAUUCCAGCGUCUGUUCCAGAUUCAGGCCAUGGGGUUCGACGGUCUGCGUGGUCCGAACCACGUUGGCACCGGUUGCUUCUUUCGUCGAAGAGCUUUCUUCGGACCCCCAUCGAGCCCGGUCACACCCGAGAUACCCGAGCUCCAACCCGACCGAGUUGCGAACAAAAAUGGUUCGAUCCGGUCCGGGUCGGUUUCGGAAUUGGCACAUAAGCUUGCUGGUUGCAACUACGAGAGUCAAACCCACUGGGGGUCCAAGAUAGGGUAUAGGUACGGAUCGUUGGUGGAGGACCUUUUCACCGGGUAUACCCUACACUGCGAAGGGUGGCGGUCGGUUUUCUGCUGCCCGGAGAGGCCUGCGUUCCUUGGGGACGCCCCGAUCUCGUUGUUGGAUUUGUUAACUCAACAGAAGAGGUGGGCGACUGGAGUGCUUGAGAUCGGCUUCUCCAGAUUUACCACCUUCACCUACGGUCUCAAGUCGUCGGCCGGCCUUCUCACUUGCCUUGCGUAUUCGCAGUACGUACUCUGGUCCAUCUGGUCGGUCCCUCUCACCAUCUACUCCUUCCUUCCCCAAAUCGCUCUCCUCAAUGGAAUCCACCUCUUCCCUAAGGCAACGGAAGCAUGGUUCUGGCUGUACAUAUUCGUGUUCGUCGGAGCCUACGGACAAGACGCGUUGGAGUUCGUGCUGGUGGGCGGGACCGUCCAAAGAUGGUGGAGCGACCAGCGAAUCUGGCUGCUACGUGGGCUGUCGAGCCACCUGUUCGGUACGGUGGAGUACUUCCUCAAGUUCCUCGGCAUGGCGGCCGGAUUCAACGUCACCAGCAAAGUGGUCGACGAGGAGCAGAGCAAGAGGUACGACCAGGGCAUCUUCGAGUUCGGCGUCCAUUCCCCGAUGUUCGUUCCCCCGACGGUGGCGGCGCUGAUCAACUUGCUGGCGCUCGUUCAGGGCCUCGUCGUGGUUCUUGUCGGGAUCUGCAGUGGUGGUGCUGAUGUGGCGGCGGAGGUGCCGGUUGUGGAGUUGCUUGUGGCUGGGUUUGGGGUGGUGAACAGCUGGCCGAUUUACGAAGCUGUGGCUUUGAGGAGUGAUGAUGGGAGGAUGCCGCUUAAGACUACUGUUUGGUCUGUAGCGCUUGCUUUGCUUGUUUAUGGAACUGGUUCCUUGCUUCUCAGGUGA